AUGCCGCACUUCACCAUCCACGUCGUAUCCGACACCGUCUGCCCGUGGUGCUACGUCGGCAAAAAGAACCUCGACGCCGCCAUCGCGCUCUACCAGGCCGCGCACCCGGACACCGCCGCCACCGACACCUUCUCCAUCACCUGGCAGCCGUUCAUGCUCAACCCGCACGCGCCGCUGCCGUCCAUCGACAAGCAGGCCUACUACACGCAGCGCUUCGGCGCCGACCGCGCCCAGGCCAUGCACGCGCGCGUGGCCCGCGCCGGCGCCGCCGUCGGCAUCGCCUUCCGGUUCGGCGGGCGCACCGGCAGCUCGCGCGACUCGCACCGGCUGAUCCAGCUCGGCCACAAACAGGGCGUGCAGACGCGCGUCGUCGAGCAGCUGUUUGCCGCGUACUUCGAGCACGAGCAGGAUAUCACGGCGAUCGAGGUGCUGGUGGGUGCUGGGGUGCGCGCCGGGUUGGAUGAGCGUGAGGUGCGGGAGUGGCUAGAGACGGGGAGCGGGGGCGAGGACGUCGAUCGUGAGGUCGAGGAGGCGCGCGCGCGCGGCGUGCAGGGCGUGCCGUGCUUUGUGGUGCAGGGUCGGUAUCGUGUCGAGGGCGCGGGCGCGCCGGGGCAGUUUUUGGAUGUGUUUGAGGAAAUCAGGGAGCAGGAGUGCCGCGAGUAG
This is a messenger RNA of Ophidiomyces ophidiicola, 663 nucleotides long. RefSeq lists its product as uncharacterized. The record is from RefSeq and is a predicted model, not a curated record. Bases 1 to 663 code for a protein of 220 amino acids. Lineage: Eukaryota; Fungi; Ascomycota; Eurotiomycetes; Onygenales; Onygenaceae. Gene Ontology annotation, molecular function: oxidoreductase activity. The transcript has 2 exons.